AUAAAUCCUAUAAAUAAAUAAAAAGUCCAAAAACCAAGGCAUACUCAAAAUCAGCUAACAGCAGUCACUCACCAGUCACCAAUCUUCUUCAUCGUCGGCACAAAGCGUUACUUUUCUCCGAUUUACUCCGGCGGCCGGCGAAAUUCGAGCUAUGGAGAAUAUAAAUGGCUCAGUUCCUGACAUCCCGAUACAAGAGUUUAAUGAGAAAGAAAAUGCUGCUUCUGCUGAAAAUUUCAGGCGAAGUGUUGAUGAAAUGGUUGGGAAGGUUGAUCAGCUUGAGCAGAGAAUGAAUGAAGUUGAGCAUUUCUAUUCCAAUACUAGUAAAAAGCAAUCACACACACCAAGAGGUGGCUCUAUUAUGAAAGACAAAGAGAAACAGAUUUCUAGCUUUAAAAGGCGGCAGCAGGAUGCGUCACGUAGAGAAGCAGCUGGUUCCAGGAGAAUGCAAGAACUUAUGCGCCAAUUUGGUACUAUAUUACGUCAGAUCACUCAGCACAAGUGGGCAGAACCUUUUAUGGAACCUGUGGAUGUCAAGGGUCUUGGAUUGCACGAUUACUAUGAGGUUAUUGAGAAGCCUAUGGACUUCAGUACUAUCAAAAACAAGAUGGAAGCAAAGGAUGGUUCUGGCUAUAAGCAUGUCCGAGAGAUAUGUGCAGACGUUAGGCUAAUAUUUAAGAAUGCAAUGAAAUACAACGAGGAAAGGGAUGACGUUCAUGUAAUGGCGAAAACCUUGUUGGGAAAAUUUGAGGAGAAAUGGUUGCAGCUUUUGCCAAAAGUUGAUGAAGAGGAAAAACGGCGAAAGGAAGAGGAAACAGAAGCCCAACAGGAUAUGCAGCUCGCUCAAGAGGCUGUUCAUGCCAAAAUGGCUAAAGAUCUAAGUAUUGAGCUUGAUGAGGUGGACAUGCAACUGGAAGAACUCAGGGAAAUGGUGCUUCAGAAAUGCAGAAAGAUUUCAACAGAAGACAGGAAACAACUUGGGAAUGCGCUCACAAAGCUGUCUCCCGAAGAUCUUAAUAAGGCACUAUUGAUUGUGGCACAGAAUGAUCCUACUUUCCAACCAACAGCAACAGAAGUGGAGCUUGAUAUGAAUGCUCAGAGUGAGUCCACAUUAUGGAAGUUGAAAUUCUUCGUACAGGACGUGUUACAUGCACAGGGGAAAAGCCCAGUGAGCAUCAAAGCAAACAACACCAAUACCAGUAAUCUCCUUAACAACAACAACAAACGCAGAAGAGAAAUUUGCGAUGCACUCGCCAAAUCUUCCCAAAAAAAGAGUAAAAAGCCAUCUUGAUUUGUCAUUACCAACUUCUUCUGAUUACUUUUGGAGGUGUAAAUGUUUUGAGUUGUUGGGGACACGAUAAACGAUCUAUAUCUUCAACGUUGUUAAUACCUCAGAAAGGACAGAGAUAGCCAUUGUAAUAAGUAGGUUUUGUAUAGGAAAUUCCUGAUGGAUAUAUCUUUACUUGGAAGCCUGCAAUUGCAGAAAUACAUUAGCAAUAGCGCAUUAACAAGUUCUUGAAUGCUUGGUUAAAGUACAAUAUUUAUAGAAAAAAGUCUUUAUCA
Molecule: messenger RNA, 1560 nt
Organism: Solanum dulcamara
Lineage: Eukaryota; Viridiplantae; Streptophyta; Magnoliopsida; Solanales; Solanaceae
Product: transcription factor GTE1-like
Exons: 9
Coding region: 152-1288 (378 amino acids)
Molecular function (GO): protein binding
Source: RefSeq, a predicted model, not a curated record